Messenger RNA from Rhea pennata, 5826 nucleotides. It is a transcript of the gene SLC38A10, whose product is annotated as solute carrier family 38 member 10. The record is from RefSeq and is a predicted model, not a curated record. The transcript has 16 exons. Gene Ontology annotation, biological process: amino acid transmembrane transport. Bases 32 to 3484 code for a protein of 1150 amino acids. Gene Ontology annotation, molecular function: L-amino acid transmembrane transporter activity. NCBI's taxonomy places the organism in Eukaryota, Metazoa, Chordata, Aves, Rheiformes, Rheidae.
GGCGGCGGCGGGCUCCAACUGGGGCCUCAUCAUGAACGUGGUGAACAGCAUCGUGGGCGUGAGCGUGCUCACCGUGCCCUUCUGCUUCCGCCAGUGUGGCAUUGUCCUGGGAGCUCUGCUGUUGAUUUUCUGUUCUUGGAUGACUCAUCAAUCCUGCAUGUUCCUGGUGAAAUCGGCCAAUCUCAGCAAGCGCAGGACCUACCCUGGCCUUGCAUUUCAUGCCUAUGGAAAAGCUGGAAAAAUGUUGGUGGAAACAAGCAUGAUUGGGCUGAUGUUAGGAACUUGCAUUGCUUUCUAUGUUGUGAUUGGUGAUUUGGGGUCCAACUUCUUUGCCCGGCUGCUUGGAUUUCAGGUGUCUGGCAGCUUCCGCAUAGUCCUGCUCUUUGCUGUCUCCCUGUGCAUUGUUCUUCCAUUGAGUCUCCAGAGGAACAUGAUGGCUUCCAUACAGUCAUUCAGUGCCAUGGCUCUGAUCUUUUACACUGUUUUCAUGUUUGUGGUUGUACUAUCCUCUUUCAAGCAUGGCCUCUUCAGUGGGCAAUGGCUGCAACGAGUUAGCUACACUCGUUGGGAGGGCAUUUUUCGCUGCAUCCCCAUCUUUGGCAUGUCUUUUGCCUGCCAGUCUCAGGUCUUGCCUACCUAUGAUAGCUUGGAUGAGCCAUCUGUUAAAAUCAUGAGCUCCAUAUUUGCUUCUUCCCUAAAUGUGGUCACCACCUUUUAUAUUACGGUGGGAUUCUUUGGCUAUGUGAGCUACACUGAAGCCAUUGCUGGAAACGUCCUAAUGAACUUCCCUUCCAACCUUGUGACGGAGAUGAUUCGAGUGGGAUUCAUGAUGUCAGUAGCUGUGGGGUUUCCAAUGAUGAUUCUCCCCUGCAGACAGGCGCUGAACACCCUUCUCUUUGAGCAGCAGCAAAAAGAUGGUACCUUUGCUGCUGGGGGUUAUAUGCCUCCCCUUCGGUUUAAAGCCCUCACACUGGCUGUUGUGUUUGGAACCAUGGUAGGAGGCAUCAUGAUCCCAAAUGUGGAAACAGUCCUGGGCCUCACAGGUGCCACGAUGGGAAGCCUCAUCUGUUUUAUCUGCCCAGCUCUUAUUUACAAGAAGAUCCACAAGAAUGCCCUUUGCUCACAGAUUAUACUGUGGAUUGGCCUGGGAAUGCUGGUUAUUAGUACAUACACCACUUUGUCUGCAACGGAGGACACUCCUGGGAAGGCAGAAGCAGUGGGCUUGGAGCACCUUGAAGGAGAGGAAGCCAGAAUUGACCAGGAUUCUGUCAAAAUUCCAGACCAGAACCCAGUGGUAGAGGAGGCAGAGGAUGACCGUGAUAAACCAAAGCUACUGGAUGAGAAGGAAGAGAUGGAGCAGCCACAGAUCAAGGAGCCCAUGGAGGUACCCAAGAGAGAUGAAGAAGGAGAAAAGUUACAGGAACAAGUACAGCUUGACCGGCCUGAUCAAGGGAUUGCCCUGCCUGUGGGAGAAGCGCAUCGCCAUGAGCCGCCUGUCCCGCAUGACGAAGUGAUUGUGGACAUGGGGCGGGAGCGGGAGGAAUCUGAUGAGAAAAAGCUUGCACUUGGAGAAGCCAAUGAUAAUCUGCUCAAGCCAGCAGUGGAAGAGCCAGUCGAACUGAAUCCCAAGAAAGAGGUGCUUGGCCUGAAACAAGGGAUGGAAGCAAUUGCUGAGAACCAACUGCGGGGAGGGACUGACAAGCCUGUUAAGAAUCUGAAGAACGUCCUGGAGGUGAACGUGCAGCAGGAUGGCAAGCCGCCAUACAAAGAUCUGGAGCCAGACAAACGAGUGUUGGAAGCCAAAGCUCAAGCUGCCAUGCUGGACAGCGAGAAGAAAGCUGAGGCUGCAGGUGUCAAGGAGAAAUCAAAUCUCCAGCUACCCAGGAAAGCAGAGGAGGUUGUGAAGUCCAUAGAGAAGGAAGCUGACCCUGGUGAAAAGCAAGAGCUGCCCCUCCUAGACAGAGCAGACCCCGCUCAGGCCCAGCAGCUGGAGCAGAGAGAGAUCAGAAAUACUGAGGAAAAGCAAAAGGAGAAUGCAGAGAACAAGCUGGAGGAAGUGGGGCAGGCAAAACUGCUUGAUCAUGCCGUGCUGCUGCAGGUGAUCAAAGAACAGCAGGUACAGCAAAAGCAGCUACUUGAUCAGCAAGCAAAACUGCUGGCUGUGAUUGAAGAGCAGCACAAGGAGAUCCACCAGCAAAGACAGGAAGAGGGAGGAGAGGAGAAGCCAAAACAAGGAUAUGGUGGUGGGAGAAGAGAAACUGUCACUCAUCAUGAGAAAAAGACUUUACAUUUCAACUUGUCUUCUGCAGCAGAAAUGCAACAGGAGCCUGCUGUGCCACACUCCAAGAGUAAGGAGGAAGACGGCCCAGGAGCUAAACAAGAAGCUGCUGCAAAGCUGGUUGGUAAAGAGUCGCUGGAACACCCUCUGCAGGGGUUGGGCAGGCAGCCUGCCAACUCAGCAGAGCAGCGCAAAGGAACUGCAGGAAGGCUGGAAGAGGCUGAGCACAGGCGUGAGAUUCCUAGGGUACCUCCCAAGGAUCUGAAGGUACCACAGGAGGAGAUGGACAGAGCUGUUAAAAAAGCUGCAGAGAAUGGGGAUCCCCUUCCUGGCAAUGCCCAACACAUUCCAUCAGCCAGAAACCACCUAGAAAAGAAGCCCUUGGCAGAGAAUUUAGGAGGUCACGAAGCCAAAGCUGGAAGAGACGUCCAUGAGAAGAAUUCCCUGAAAGCUGUGGAAGUAGCUACAGCACGCAUCCAAAGAGAACAAUUAGGGGCUGCCAAAGUUCAGGGAGUAGUAGGAAAGAGUCUGGAAAGAGACACAGAAACAGACCUUAAAGCCAAAGCACAGAGUCAGGUGGAGCCCAAAGACCUGGCACUUGUGCUGGACUCCUCAAGUAAACUGAACGUGGCAGGGAGUGAGCAGCGCAUACGGGAGCGUCAGAGAGCUGCAGAUACUGAGAGGGGUGAGGGUGCUAAUGGCAAAUUGCAGCAGGCCGUGCAGAGGGACCUGGCUAGCAAAAUGGAGGUGAAGAAAGAAGCUCCUCGGGAGAACAUGGUGGACAUGGUCCAGGAUCCUCAAGGAAGUCUCCUGAGCAAGCAGAAACGUGCAGAUGGGAGCCUCUCAAAUGAGGCUGAGAAGCAGCCAGAUGCUGAGGAUAGUGCUGCCCAAAAGCCUGAGAAAGGAGUGGCUGCCCAUGGGGACCAGAAGGUGGACCACGAUGUCAAACCUAAUCGGGACCUAAAACUGCAGGCAGACCUGGACCUCCGCCGGAGGAGACGGGACCUGCUUCCUCACGAGGAGGAGGAGGAGGAGGCUGCACAGGGGGCGGGGGUCUUCAUUGGCCUGAAUCCCCUUCCAGAUGUGAAAGUAAACGACCUCCGGAGUGCUCUAGAGACACGAUUAAACCAAGUUGCGGAGGGAGCUCAGCAGGUGGUCCACAGCCGGCAGAUCAAACAGAUGACGCAGGCAGACGGGAGCAUGUGAGUGGGGUGGUCGCGCUCGGUGGGUGGCUGAGGGUGUUGGCCACCAGCACAAUGCUGAUGGGCUCAGUAGGGAAGGUUCAAGUUAACCAGCUGCUUUUUUGGCCAGUGUUGCUCAGACAGUGGUCAGUCUAAACCAGCAGCACUUUGUUGGAUGCAAUGCUUGGAUCCAUGGGAUUUCCUUGGACCUGUGAAUACUGUCCAGGGGACUGUGGGCUUCUCCAGUCUCUGUAGUGGGAACGCCUCCCUGUGUGUGCCUAGUGGUGGCCAAGGAGAUGGCAACCAUGAAAGAUAAUCUCUCGCUGUCCUCUGGCUUUCAGAGGUUGCCAUCUAACUUGGUUUCCUGCCAGGCCACCUUUCAAGUACCUUUUCAACCUCUUGUUCAUAUCGAAUCGCCCUCUCCAUCUGGCUCUCAUUUACCCUUUCAGAACUGAGGCAGUUCUCCAUGCAGUUCACCCACCUGCUUGGAAAGGCUUCUUCAGCAAGUAUGUUGGGUUCCUUAGCCCAGCCUGUUUGGGGCUUUGGAGCAGAGGUCUGGGAUUGCAGGCAGAGGGGAACCAGGGAGAGAUGCACAACUCCUCCUGGAAGAUUUUGUUCUGCUUUGGAGAUGCAUCAAUUCAGAUUGGGUUUAGGACUGGCUUAGGCAAUUGCUUUGGUAUUUCUUUUGAAAUGGGAGCUGUUAGUCUUGCAUGUUUAGGGGAUAGUUGUGGUUUAGGAACCUAGUUUUGUAGAAAUGCUGCCUUAAACAGGCACAACUGCUGCUGUUGUGCUGCCUCUACUCCCAGGGAUUUAGUUGGUUGGCCACACACUAGCAAUAACAAAGAGCUUUGCUCUCUCCACCCUCUCCGGAUGCUCGCACUCUCAUCUGUGCUUUUAAAGUGCAUUAUGAAGUUCAACUCGGGGGCUGCAGCCUGCCCCCCAAACCAGCUUGACUUUCUGCAAGAAGUGACUAACAUUUAGGAGCAAAAAAAUGUGGCUUAAAAGGGUGUUCUUGGGGGCUUGGCUCAAGCAUACCUACCUCUUUUCUCUGUAACUCGAUGGAACGUGUUUGUUUUGUGUGUUUUUUCACAACCAUUGUCACAUUCGACAAUGUGUUUUAUAUCCAUAGAUGUCAGUACUCCGCCCCGGUAAUGCGUUUUAUGAGCAAGAAAGGGAAAAACUUCUAUAAGACUCCUGGUUUGUUUCAGGCUCCCAGACAGUGAUUCAUCCUUUUUUCUUUUUUUUUUUUUUUUUUUUUUUUUUUUUUAAUCCUGACUUACGAAUGUAAGAAAUAAAAUCCCAAAGCUCUCACUAGAAUGGCUGAAAUUUCCCAGCCUGGAGUCACAGACCUCAUCACUGUGGUGGUUUUUAUAUCUGUAUCUCAAAGUGUCUUUGGUAAACUAGCCUCUCUGCGUUCAUAUGUGCCGGGAUUUCUCAGAGCAGAGGCUGGGUCGUUAUCGAAUAUGUGGAACUGUCACACUGGUUCUGGUAAAUACCGUGGGGAAGGCUCUGCCUUCGGUCUUUGGGUACUUUGCUCCUGUUUGCCUGCUCCAGCAGUCGGAGGUUGCAGUGCAUCUGGAACGUGUGCCUGUUGCUUGAAGGAUGUCAUCUUAAUCUCCAAAUAAAGUGACACAGAGCCACAGGGCAACAGCCACGGAUUCAGCUGAACUGCUUCAUGGGGACCAUCUGCGUUACUUCCACGUGUGUCUCAGAUGUGACUGACAUAGCCUUAACCCUCAGGACUUCCUCCAUAGUACAAGUGAGCUUCUCCAUUACGCUGUCUUAAAGCACAAAUAGCAUGUUUGGUAAUCCUUGGAACUGCGUGUGGCAGGAGGACUGUUCUGUAGGUGUCCCGUGCCAGCGUUUGUCAGGGGCAGGUAAGGCAAUAGAUCACAUUUCUUAGCCUAAGUCUGCACUGGGGAGACGGGUUUGUGCUUUGUGCCCUGCUGCACUAAUGAGCCUUUAUAAAAUGAAAGGGAGCUGGAGGAAGAGCUGGUUCCCCCCGACUUUUUGCACUUUGUCUGUCCUGGCCUCUCCCAUACAUCUUAUGUCUGCAUGGCAGGGUGAGGACAGACUCCUUUCCCUGUGGCUUCAGGACGUGCCUGUAGUGGUGACGUUCCUUGGCACAGUCUCACCUGCAUGAACACGAAGGACCAAAGUUGCUCCUGAUGUUCCUCAGCAAAUGGAAACGGAAAAUGGCUAUGGGUUCUGGGCAUCCCCAACCUCAGCUGGAAGGCGGCAGGGAGCUGCAUUACCUCUCUGUGCCAGGAACUGUUUGUACUGGGUGUGGAGUGCUUGGCGGGAGAAACUGGAGGGGAGGCUGAGCUGUGUAGAUCAAUAAAAUAAGCUGAAGCAUUGUUAUCUGAA